UCCUAAAUGAAAAGGGAUUCUUGCUAGCUCCAAGAGGCAAGCAUAACGGCUCCCCUUAUUUUCCCUUUUACAUUCUCUAUUUAUUGUCCCUUGCGUUGGUAAUCUGAUUUAAGAUUAAAAAAGGGAAGAAGGAAAUAUAAGAGAAGUUUCGUGGUUCUGCCAAGCCUUGUUCGGUUCUUCCUCCAUUGGGCAUUGGGUGAAGAGUGAAGACAAGAGUAAUUAAAGAGAGCUCUUCUAAAGACAUGCACACUGGGACUUACAAGCUUGCGGUUUUGGAACGCAGCUCGUCCAACCCUCAACAUCGACAGUGACAGCGGGUAACAUUUCAAAGGUGGAAGAUGCCGUCAACUCCCUCAAUUCCCAUUUAUGCUACGGCCAAACCUCCAAAGUUAUCAAGAUUAAGCAAGGAAACAGAUUCUAUCUCAAACUCAAUUGUUCUUGAACUUCUUAGAGAUGACAAUUAUGAGAAUUGGAGUGCUUCAAUGAAAAACUAUUUGUUGGGUCAAGAACUUUGGUUCAUUAUCGAGGAACCAAUCAUGAAACCAACCCUGACACCUGAUUCGGACGAUUUUGAGAAAGAUACAUAUAAGGAAUGGAGAAAGAUUAAUGCUCAAGCUUUACAUGCAAUUCAACUUUCAUGCGGGGUGGACAUAUUAUCGAAGAUUAGGGAAAUCGAUUCCGCCAAAGAAGUUUGGAAUACAUUGGCUACAAUGAACAAGCCAAUCAACUUAUCAGACAUCCCAGGCAACAUCAACAAAGACCUUGUUCCAUAUGAGCCUUUGCAUACGGCUAUCAACAAUGGUAACUGGGAUGCUGCAAAAAAUUUCCUUAGCCGCCACAAAGAUGCAACGAGUGCAAGAGUUUCAGUCCAUGGACGCACUGUUCUUCACGUGGCUGUCUUUGCAGGACAUACAGAAAUUGUGGAGGAGUUAGUGAAGUUAAUGUCGGAAGAGGAAUUAGCAAUAAGUGAUGAGUAUGGUUUGACAGCUCUAGCCCAGGCUGCUAUUCUACAAAAUACUAGCAUGGUACAUUGCAUGCUUACAAUGAACACUAACUUGAUUAACAUCCCAGACAAAGAGAAUCGUAUUCCACUUAUAACGGCUCUAGAGUAUGGAAAUAUAGAAGUGGCUCGCUAUCUUUAUUCCGCCUCUCUGCAAAAUCAUCAAACAUUAAGCGACAUUGAUGCUUCCACGGUUCUGACCCGGUUCAUACUAGUCAAUAAUUUUGAUGUUGCUCUGCACUUGCUCCAGCAUUGCCCACGUUCUGCUAUUGUUCCGAACAUGUAUGGUAACUCUCCUUUGAACGCAUUGGCUUGGAAGUCUUCUGCAUUUUCGAGUGGGAACCAGCUCGUGUUUUGGAAAAACUGGAUCUAUGCCUGUAUAACCAUUCGAUCAGAGCCUUCCACCAGUGAAAUUCAUAUAGACAUCCCCAAACCAAAUGAACAACCAAGUGAUCUAGUAAAGAUUAGCGGAUCAGUGCUAGGCCUAUUACGUCGGCUACCUUCGAAUCUCUUUAAGCUCUUGGGAAUCAAGCAAAUAUAUGAAAUGAAGUUGCUCAAUUACCAAGCCCGUAAACUUUUAGUUCAAAUGUGUAGUGAAGUAAAGCAAAUGAAUGCUGAUUAUGUUAAUGACGCCAUCUUCCAAGCCAUCAAGGGAGGGGUUAUUGAGUUUAUUGAUGAAAUAGUGAAAGUGGAUCACCAGCUUUUAUAUACCACUGACACAAUGGGAAGAAACAUAUUUUUUUAUGCUGUCCUAUAUCGUCAAGCUAAAAUUUUUAACCUUAUAUACCGGCUUGGUAAAGCGAAAAAUUCAGUUACAAAUGUUCGAGAUUCAUCAAAAAGCACUAUCUUGCACAUGGCAGCGAUGUUAGAACCUUCCACUAAACGUGAUCGCAUUGCAGGUGACGCUUGCAGAGUGAAGUUCAAUGGUUUCAGGAGGUGGAGAGCAUUUGCAAUCCUCUACAUAGUGAAAUUCGAAAUGAAACAAAGAUGACAGCUAGAGAACUCUUUAAUCAUGACCACAAGGACAUGGUGAAGGGAGGGGAGGAAUGGAUGAAGGGCACUGCAACUUCUUGUACAGUUGUAGGAGCUCUCAUUAUUACCAUUAUGUUCACUGCAGCAUUCACUGUUCCAGGUGGUAACGAUCAAAAUACGGGGUUCCCAAUGUUCUCACAUAAAAGGUUAUUUACGGUCUUCAUCAUAUGCGAUGUAUUAUCACUUUUUUCUUCAUCAACUUCAGUAUUGGUCUUUCUGGGAAUCCUUACAUCACGUUAUGCGGAAGAAGAUUUUCUCGGAUCCUUGCCGACAAAGAUGAUAAUAGGACUUUCCACUCUUUUCUUCUCAAUUGCAACUAUGAUGAUCACCUUUUAUGCUGGUAUUUGCAUUAUACUACCCGGAAAAUCAUGGGUGACCAUUCCUGUCAUUUGUCUUGCUAGUGUUACAGUCAUCCUAUUUGGUUUUAUGCAGUUUCCCAUUAUUUUUGACAUGAUCAAGUCAACAUAUGGGCCUAGUAUCUUCGAUAGGAAAAAGAAACAUUUUUCUUAAGUAAUUUAUUUUAAUAAUUGGGUUACUAAAGACGAUAUGAGUUUAGAAUGAAAUUUGUGUUCAUUCAGCUUGUGAUGUAUUAAGCAUAUUGGUCUGACACUGGUAAUUGAUUAAUCAUAUAACCUUCGUAGAUUUCUUUUUUCUUU
Alnus glutinosa is the source of this 2688-nucleotide messenger RNA. RefSeq lists its product as uncharacterized. Gene Ontology annotation, molecular function: protein binding. Bases 339 to 1991 code for a protein of 550 amino acids. NCBI's taxonomy places the organism in Eukaryota, Viridiplantae, Streptophyta, Magnoliopsida, Fagales, Betulaceae. The transcript has 10 exons. The record is from RefSeq and is a predicted model, not a curated record.